Molecule: messenger RNA, 3967 nt
Organism: Parasteatoda tepidariorum (common house spider)
Lineage: Eukaryota; Metazoa; Arthropoda; Arachnida; Araneae; Theridiidae
Source: RefSeq, a predicted model, not a curated record
CUAGAGAACCCAAGUCCUAGAAAGAAGUAACCGGAAGCGUCCAUAUCAAAUUUUUGACGCCGUAUGUUGUUGUUAAUGUUUAUUUGUACUUUAAAUGAGAAACUAUUGUAAUCUAAAGAUUUAUAUUUUCUGUGACUAUUUAAGCAGUUUUUCAAGAAUAUUAAAAGUUGGGUGUUGACAGGAUGUUAUUGAAAGUUAUUCUAUUGGGAGUCAUGUUUCAUAUUUUUUGAUAUACCUGCCUAUUGAUAAAAAUCAUGCCUUGCUUCAUGAAUUCCAACCUAAUACCGUCACUGAAGUGUCAGUCAUUAGUAAAAGUGGGCGUUUUGUUAUGGGAGAACAACAAUGAUGCUUCAUUGUUGACAGAUUUUCACUUUAAAUCUAAGACUUGCCAAGGUAAACAUAAAGAAUGGCAGCGCAUGGAAAAUAGGAUUUUGGUGAAAGCAUCCACGCUCGGUAUACCAGCAGUCUUGCAUAAGAAAUUGGUUUGUUUCAUCCGACUCAUUGGUAUGGAAAUAAUGAAGUGGAAGGAAAAUCAGCUUUCCAAAAUCACGUCUAACAGAGAAUUCCUGAGAGCUUCCAUCACCCACCUCUGUUGGACGCCUUACGGAACAGUCAAUGUGAAAAAGACUUCCAGAAAAGUUGUUUACGAUGAAAGACUCGAUAUCUGCAUGCGUUACGACAUGGCGUGUAUGAACUGUCUGGAGGAAGACAUUCCACACAUCUGGAGAAAGUUGACCAAGGCUGAAAAGAAACUUUAUACGGAAUACAAGUACUGCCGUCUCGGUCGAGAAGAACUCAUCAGGACUUUGAUCCGGUAUUGGACUUGCACCGUGAGAGGGGUGUUGAAUGAGGAGGAGAAAUCAAUGGAAAACGAUUUUGAAUUCAUUAUAGCUGUCGAAUCGGGCAAUAAAGCUGCCGUUGAAUACUUCUGGACGAAGAUGAGAAGUGAAAUAAAAAAGUUAUAUUUUUCUCUUGCCAUGAGAAUAUUGUCGUUCAGCUCCUUCGAUGAAAUGAUAUCUCCCUGCUGCUUCAAGAGGAUAUCGUACAACUCGGACAUCGCCUGCUUCUUGCUCUCGCGUGGGCCCGAAGAAAGGCCAAAAGACCUCAUAGAAAACGGGCGAUGUCUCGUUUCUCUGCGAUUCUUAUUAGACUGGCCGCACCAAAGCUCGUUUUCUGAAUUCUCUAAGCCUAUUUGGGAAGUGGUCGCUCCUACCGAUUUCGAGCACAUAGCGAAGUAUAUUAUUCAUAAAAUAAAUCACGGCUACAAGGACUGUGACUACUCGGAAUUGUUCAGAGAACUUUGGAAAAACUGCCCCGUCUCGUAUCGGAAAUCUUUUGUGAGGCAUUAUACUUUGCAACGUCUUCUGCCGCCGUUCUUCAGAAUCAGGGAUCGGGAGACGCUCGGCCUUAUCUUCAAGAAUGUGUCCUCCAAAAGAAGGAUGAAAGCGAUCCUGCACAUCUCGGGUCGGAAUAUUUGCAUAGGCUUAGCCAGGCACAGAGACUGGAAUUUGCUGUCCUAUUUUAUCAAAGUAUCCCUGAAAUGGCGCGAGAAUGUGAUUUCAUUUCGCGAUCAGUUCUUCUCCAGGAGGAUGACUAGGUCUUCCUUGAAAGCUGCCAUAAAAGGCGAGGAAGACAUUGUAGCUAAGAUUUAUAGGUUUUUGAGUCGGCUUGCCCACUACGUUUCUAAAAAAGCCAAUAAAUAAAAGUAGAUGAAAAAAACUACAUUGUUAAUUUUGAUCUUAAAUGAUUGACUGGUUGUGGAAAUUUUUUUUUAAUUCCCUUGGUGUAAAUUAAAAAGUGGAAAAGCUUAAUUUAUGCUUUUUUUUAUGCAUUUAAAAUUAAUUUUUAAAACAUCAUUUUUGCAAUGCAAGUUAGACUGAUAUUUUAUUUUCAUUUAAAGGAGGCACAUGUACUGAAUGCUAUUUACUCAAGUUAAAUCACAUGUGAGAUGAACAAUUCAAUUAUUAUUCAUAAUUUAAAUUAAGUGUCAAAAUAUAAUUCAAUAUGAAAACAACAAAUGUUAAAAUUUCACAGAUGGUUAAACAACCAGCCAGGCUAAGAAGGUGCUGCUGAGGCUGUAGCCCUAGGUUUUCAAAUUUUUUAGGGCACAUUAAAAGGGACCUCUAAAGUUUAAGAAUGUAUAAUUAUGCUUUGUAUUUUCCUAAAAGAUUAUUAGAUAUUUGCAAAGGGUAAUGUUUUGCGAUCUUCCUUCAGAAUCGUUAAAAAUUGUGUGCAAUCUUUAAGUAUAAAAUCCAGGAAGCAAAAAGAAAAAAAUUAUAUUUGGUCAUGCUAUUUCCUUCUGACCUUCAACCAAAUUUUAACCAUUAUCUUCUUUUAAGUCAUAAUUUUCAAGUUUUAAAAUUUGUAUGUUAUCUGUUUAAAUUUUGUAUUUUGAAUUUUAUGAAAACUUUCAAUAUUUCUAAAUAUACAGUCGCACCUCUAUUUAAUGAAGUCACUAAAUCCCGAUAAUAAGUUCAUUAUAUGGAAAAUUUGCUAAGUAGAAGAUCAUCUUUUGAAAUACUUAAACAACACAAAACAUGUUUUAAAAUCAUAAACCCUAGAUAUAAUUAAAAUAGCAAUUGAUACACCUUCGUCUCGUAAACUAGUAUCUACUAUUUAUUUUAUAGAUAGUAGCUACUAGCAUGGAAAGCAAAAGUCGAGCAAAACUGGCUAAAUUUAUGUAUAAAAUUAUAGCUGCAUUUAUUAUAUAAGUAAUUUUAAACAUAUAUUACCACAUACAUUCUAAAGUUUAAUUGCUACUGAUAAAUCAUAUAUCUGUGUUAUAUCAGUUUUAGAUAAUUUGGUAUAGGUUGAUUUCCAAGUUACACAUUAGUCUCGGGGGUCCAUUCAUACCUUAAUCCAACCCUCUAACCAGCUAAAGGCAUUAACUUUUCUAAGCCUUUAGGGAUGGAUGUAAAACUAUUACACCGAAGAGUAAAAGAUCUUUAUAAUCCAAGCCCUGAAACGUCAGGUUUUGUGUUGUUAGAAUUUUAUGUUAUAUAGAUCAUUUCACAUAUCAUUAAACUUACCUACUAAAUAUGGCAAAAAAUUUCUGGAACAGAUGCAUCAUGUCAUAAGUAUUAUUUACUAAAAAAAUUUAAAUUAUCAAACGCAUUAGUGAUAAAAUCCAACCAAACUAUCGAUUUCAAUUUGCUUUGGAGAUCGUUAGGUUUAUGGAAAUUAGCGGUUUAUAGAAUUGUGUUAUAUAGUCUACUGUAUCAGCAAAUAUAAUGUUCUGUCAGUUUCAAAAAUACCGAUCACAAUAUAGUUUUUUUUUUCAAACAAAAGUCAAUAAUUUUGUUAUUUUUUUUAAAUUUUCACUUAAAAUGUCAAAUCGUACAAAAGAUCUGAAAAUAGAAUCUCUAAAAAAUGAAUUAUAUUUUAAAAAUUGUUUAAAGUCAAGGCGCAGGAGUUGCACGUAAUAUAAAUAUUUUGUUAAAAAAAAAUCAUGUUUUGGGUCAAUGCUUUUUAAAUUAGUCAUGUUUUAUGAACAAUUCACAGACAUAUGAAAUGCAAUAUUUUUAGAAGACAAUUAAUGCUGGUUGUAAGGUGAAUUGAUAAUAAAAUAUAUUAUUAACGAUCAAUAAUAUUUUUUGUGGCAACUUAUUUGUAUUUAAAUAUUUUACUUUUGGCAUUUUUAGUUGAAGAUGGGUAAAUUAAGUUUUGUUUUGUAAACUACUCACUAUGCGAAAUGAGAGAAAAUGAAUAGUAGCAGUUGGGUAAUUUAGUCAUAAAAUAAUUUAAUUAUGCCCACAUUUUCUUUGUUUGUAACUUUUCUUUGUAACUUUUUUUUUAAAAAAGUUUUUACCAUUGGCAUUUUUUUGUUUAACAGUGUACAAAACUGAUUUUAUUUCUGCUUAUUUACAUGUUAUAUUUUGUCACUCAUUUUUAAGGUCUUUUUUAUACCCUCCACAUUCUGUUAUUUGAGUAAUUCCUUUGUGUUACGUAAAUAAAAUUAUGAGCAUUU